AUGGCACAAUGGUGGCAGAUCCUCUUGGGAUUGUGGACGGUCAUGUCUACCUCAUCGGGGGACAAGCCAGUCAACAUCUGCAUGAAUGCCAAGCACCACAAGCAAGAGCCUGGCCCAGAAGACAAGCUCUACUUGGAGUGCGCUCCCUGGAAGGACAAUGCCUGCUGCACGCUCACCACAAGCUGGGAAGCCCACCUGGAUGAGUCCUUGCUCUUUAACUUCAGCAUGAUGCACUGUGGACUGCUGACCCCCAUGUGUCAUAAGCACUUCAUCCAGGCCAUCUGCUUUCAUGAGUGUUCCCCCAACCUGGGGCCUUGGAUCCAGCUGGUGAGCAGACAGGAGGUGGCCCCGCACAGGCGGGAAGAACGGGUGUGGGGCGUGCCGCUGUGCCGGGAGGACUGUGAGGAGUGGUGGGAAGACUGCAGCUCAUCUUACACUUGCAAAUCCAACUGGCGUGGUGGCUGGGACUGGAGUCAGGGGAAAAACCGCUGCCCGGUACAGGCGCCCUGCCGCCCUUUCUCGGAUGUAUUCCCCACCCCCACUGAUCUGUGUGAGAAGAUCUGGAGCAACGCAUUCAAGGCCAGUUCUGAGCACAGGAAUAGCGGCCGGUGUCUGCAGAAGUGGUUUGAGCCCACCCAGGGCAACCCUAACGUGGAAGUGGCCCUUCACUUUGCCAGCUCUGCCUCAGCCCGAAAGCUGUCUUACAGCCUCUCAGCCUUCUCUCUGUACCUGCUGCUCCAUUCCUGAAAGUCCCCUCUCCUACCCACAUCCCUUGAUCUUGCCAGGUCCUGGCCAUGUCCUUCCUCAGACUGCUCAGGGUGAGAGCAGGCUGGUGCCUGAACUUUCCGUGCAUCCGGGGUCCCGUUCACUGGUUGGCUCUGCCUCCACUGGCCUGGAUGGCUGCUGGUACCCAGCAGUCUAAGGUGACUGGUUUUCCCUGCCUUUAGAAAAGGUACUAUAGGACUCCCCGCACUUCUCACCAUGUCCACGCCCAUCCUGUUUGUCACACAACAGACAAUGCUGACAGCCAAGUGCCCUGUCCUGUCAUGGCACCCUCAGUAAAAUGACAGGGAAACUCUUCUUUCAAUGUGUCACUCUGUUCCAGUCCCAAGAUAUAUAAAGAGGGAGCUGAUUUGUCCUCAAUAAGAUUCUAAUUAUCAUGAUUACUAAUGGGGUAAGGAUUUUUUAAUAUUAAUUGGUCAUUUGGAAUGUUUCUCUGUCACACUGUGUGUGUGUGUGAGUGUAUGUGUGUGUCCAUCCCUUCCCUCUAUCCCUCCCCCUCCCUUUUCUUGAAAAAUACUCUCAUGUAUCCCAGGUUAGCCUGGAACUCAGGAUGACAUUAAACUUCUGGUCUUCUCGCCCCCACCUUCCAGUUGCUGGGAUUGCGCACAUAUGCCACCACCCCCGGUUUCAUGCCGUGCUGGAGAGCUAACCCAGUGUUCUGCACGGGCUAGGCAAGCACUCUGCCAGCUGAGCCACAUUCCAGCCCCUCUCCCUCCUCCUCCACAGUCACAGCAUUCUAGUCUUGCACUUUGACCCCUUGAGCUCUAUCUAAGCUGACCUUUCCACUGUUACUGUCCUUUCCCCCAGCUUGCUAGGCACACACUAGAUCCCCAACCCCAAGAUCUUUCCGCUUGCUCUGGAACAUUUGGUAGUUCUUUUGGUCUUUGUGUAACACUGCUUUGACUUCUCCCCCAUGGAGAGGAGUGAGGCGCUGGACCGGAUGAUUUAAUUUACAAAACCAGGAAAGGAGGGACAUCCAGGGGCCCUAUUUACUGUAUCAUGGAAGGAGCAAUAGCCAGCAGAAUGAGACA
Messenger RNA from Alexandromys fortis (reed vole), 1814 nucleotides. It is a transcript of the gene Izumo1r, whose product is annotated as IZUMO1 receptor, JUNO. Gene Ontology annotation, cellular component: external side of plasma membrane. Gene Ontology annotation, biological process: fusion of sperm to egg plasma membrane involved in single fertilization; sperm-egg recognition; cell adhesion. The transcript is spliced from 4 exons. The record is from RefSeq and is a predicted model, not a curated record. Lineage: Eukaryota; Metazoa; Chordata; Mammalia; Rodentia; Cricetidae. Gene Ontology annotation, molecular function: signaling receptor activity. Bases 1 to 747 code for a protein of 248 amino acids.